Dichotomopilus funicola is the source of this 966-nucleotide messenger RNA. RefSeq lists its product as uncharacterized. NCBI's taxonomy places the organism in Eukaryota, Fungi, Ascomycota, Sordariomycetes, Sordariales, Chaetomiaceae. Gene Ontology annotation, molecular function: triacylglycerol lipase activity; acylglycerone-phosphate reductase (NADP+) activity. Bases 1 to 966 code for a protein of 321 amino acids. Gene Ontology annotation, cellular component: lipid droplet; endoplasmic reticulum. The transcript has a single exon. The record is from RefSeq and is a predicted model, not a curated record. Gene Ontology annotation, biological process: triglyceride catabolic process; phosphatidic acid biosynthetic process.
AUGUCUCCUCCUCAAAGGCUCACAAUUUUGAUCACCGGCUGCUCUCCGGGCGGUAUGGGUGCGGCGCUCGCCGUGGCCUUCCACAAAUCCGGCCACCAUGUCUUCGCCACAGCAAGAAACUCUUCCAAACUCCAAGCGCUCUCAGAACAAGGCAUUGAGACCCUACCUCUCGACAUCACCUCGCCCGCAUCCAUCGAAUCCGCAGUCUCAGCCGUCACAGCAGCCCUCCCUCCUUCAAAAGGCCUCGACAUCCUAAUCAACAACGCAGCAGCCAACUACACCAUGCCCGUGGCCGACGUCUCACUCCCCGCCGCCCGCGAACUCUUUGAUGUCAACGUCUGGGCCCAAAUCGCCGUCACCCAGGCCUUUCUUCCCUUGAUCCUCCGUUCAACCAACAAUCCCGACCCCAAAUUCCAACCCAUCAUCGCCAACCACACCUCCGUCGGCUCCGUCACUGCCCUCCCCUUCCAAGGCAUCUACAACGCCUCCAAAGCCGCCCUAGCUAUGCUCACCUCCACCCUGCGCAUGGAACUCGCGCCAUUCGACAUCCGCGUCGUCGAUCUCAAGACAGCAGGCGUAAAAACAAACCUCAUCGCCAACAGUAAUUUCAACCGUGGCACCACCACCAAUACCACCACCAUUAACGACCCCCUAGAACCUCAAGGCGACCGCCUCCCACCCCACAGCAUCUUCCCCCCCUCGACCCGCCCCUCCGUCGAACACAUGAUGAGCCAAGCCAAUCUUGUCGAGCGGGGUGUGUCGCCAGAGGAAUGGGCUACCGAGGUCGUGGCAUUACUCUUGCAGUCGUCGGGCCCGCCGCUCGAGAUUUGGAAGGGGGAAAGCGCAGCGCUGGCGAGGAUGGCGGCGGCGGUGCCGUGUGGGUUGGCGGAGAGUGUGGUGAAGAGGGUUACUGGGUUGGGGGUUGUGGAGGGGGAGGUUAGGAGGGCGAGGGGGGUUGUUAACUAA